Aspergillus melleus is the source of this 1797-nucleotide messenger RNA. RefSeq names its product polynucleotide adenylyltransferase (gene PAP1). The transcript has 8 exons. Gene Ontology annotation, cellular component: nucleus. Gene Ontology annotation, molecular function: poly(A) RNA polymerase activity; RNA binding. NCBI's taxonomy places the organism in Eukaryota, Fungi, Ascomycota, Eurotiomycetes, Eurotiales, Aspergillaceae. The coding region runs from base 1 to 1797 and encodes 598 amino acids. The record is from RefSeq and is a predicted model, not a curated record.
AUGGCCGCUUCUACAGCUCGACAGUGGGGAGUCACGCCCCCCAUAUCUGCUGCUCUACCUACCCAAGAUGAGCUCGCCGCAAAUGAUGAUUUGAUCGCAGAACUGAAGCUUCAGAACAACUUCGAAAGCCCGACGGAGACGGAACAAAGAAAGCAAGUCCUUCAGCUCCUACAGCGGUGCGCCCUCGAAUUUGUCAAGCUUGUCAGUCGCAAAAAGGGAUUAUCGCCUGCCGCGGUCGAGGCCGCGGGUGGAAAGAUCUUCACAUAUGGAAGUUAUCGGCUGGGCGUGUACGGACCGGGAUCCGAUAUCGAUACCCUUGUUCUUGGACCGAAGCACGUCGUGAUCGAGGAUUUCUUUGCGGACUUCCCUCCCGUUCUUGAAAGACUGGCCCCGCAAGGGGCCAUCGAGAAGAUAACCCCCGUGCCAGAUGCCUUUGUCCCGCUCAUCAAGCUAGAACUGUCCGGCAUUAGUAUCGAUUUGAUUUUCGCCCGUCUUAUCGUCCCAUCGAUACCUCUCAACCUGGACCUGAAGAACAAUGACUACCUGAGGGGCCUGGAUGAGAAGGAGGUCCGAUCGCUGAACGGAACCCGUGUCACAGACGAAAUUCUGGAGCUGGUUCCCCAGCAGAAGACUUUCCGUUUCGCGCUACGUGCUAUCAAGUUGUGGGCGCAACGGCGAGCUAUCUAUGCCAACAUUGUUGGUUUCCCCGGUGGUGUCGCUUGGGCAAUGCUGGUUGCAAGAGUGUGCCAGCUCUAUCCCCAAGCGACCGGCUCGGUCAUUGUCGGGAAAUUCUUCCGGAUCAUGAACAAGUGGGCCUGGCCGCAGCCCGUGCUAUUGAAACCGAUCGAAGAUGGACCUCUCCAGAUGAAAGUUUGGAACCCCAAAAUCUACCAUGGCGAUCGAUUCCAUUUGAUGCCCAUCAUCACGCCCGCCUACCCAUCCAUGUGCGCGACUCACAACAUCUCGUUGUCCACCAAGGCAGUCAUUCUCCGCGAACUUCAGCGUGGAGGUGAUAUUGUCGACAAGAUAUUUUUGAAACAAGCAACCUGGAAUGACUUGUUUACCCGGCAUUCUUUUUUUACGCGCGACUACAAGUAUUACCUCAGCAUCACCGCAUCCAGCAAAACGAAGGAAACGGAGUCCGUCUGGUCUGGUCUGGUUGAAUCCAAGAUUCGACAUAUGGUUGGAGCUCUGGACCGGAAACAAACCAUCGCAGUGUCCCACCCGUUCCCCAAGGGAUUUGAGAGAGUUCACAUUGUUAGCAAUGAACAGGAGGCGGAGGCCGUCAAGAAUGGAUCCACAAAGUACCAGGAUAAAGGCACCAAAACAGAGACUACCGAUGAAAUCAAAGAUCCUGCCCACCAGGUCGCCGCAGAAAAUGGCCUGGAGAAGAAAGAGGUGGUCGAAACCGUCGAGAAGACGCCCGGAUUUUCCUCGACCAUCUACACCACGACCUAUUACAUUGGACUGGAGCUGAAGCCGUUGGAGCCAGGUUCGUCUCGGUCAUUGGAUAUUUCCACCGACGCCCAGAUCUUCAAAUCAAUGUGCACUUCGUGGCCCGGAUAUCAGCCCGGCAUCAACGACCUGGCGAUCACCCACGUCCGCAACUUUGACCUGCCAGAUGAUGUUUUCGAACCCGGGGAGACCCGACCUACCCGGCCCAAAAAGAAGGUCAUCAAGAAAUCCGAAGCAACCGCCCAGAAGCGCGGCAUUGAACAACUAGACGAUUCCUCGCAACCAGCUGCGAAGCGACAGGUCCCUGUCAACGGAGUGAACAACCAGGUCACCCCUGCCUGA